Scaptodrosophila lebanonensis is the source of this 1436-nucleotide messenger RNA. Its product is annotated as coactosin-like protein. Gene Ontology annotation, molecular function: actin filament binding. Bases 796 to 1290 code for a protein of 164 amino acids. The record is from RefSeq and is a predicted model, not a curated record. The transcript has 3 exons. Lineage: Eukaryota; Metazoa; Arthropoda; Insecta; Diptera; Drosophilidae. Gene Ontology annotation, biological process: regulation of actin filament polymerization. Gene Ontology annotation, cellular component: cortical actin cytoskeleton; site of polarized growth; plasma membrane.
CUCGUGCGAGUCGGACGGCUGAUAGUAUCUUUUGUUAACAAUUUUGUUUGUUGUCUUUGUUGUCGUUUUUGGUGAAAUUGCUUAUUUUUUGUUUUUUUGUCGCUGUUUAUUGUUUAACAGCAGGCCUAAUUGCAAGCACAUAUAUCUAUCUAAUUAUACAGAUAUAGUUAUAUAUAGUAUUUGCUGCAUUUGCCGCCAUUGUGUGUGUUCGUUUGUUCAUUCAGUCCUCGUGCUCCCUGCUCGCUGCUGGCCGAUAGCCCGCUGCAGUCUUCCCCCCCAGUAUUGGUUCUUAAACAAUUUAAGCCAAUUUAAGCUCAGUUCGACACCCAAGACCCUCUUGACCAGAGCUGCUGCUAAAGUUGAAAAAAAAAAAACAAAAAAAAAAAAAAAAAUAAAAUAAAAGAGAAGGAAGAAUUUCAUUGAACUCGAGUCGAGUGGCGCAUUGUGCGCAGCUAACAAACGCCGGCCAUCAGGACAGUCAGCCAACCAGACAACCAGACAACCAGCCAGACAGGCAGACAGCCAGACAGAAAAACAGACAGACAGGCAGGGCAGCAAUAGCCAUAGCCAUAGCCACAGCCAACAACCAACAACCUACAGCAUCCAGAGCAGAGCAGAGUAGAGGAGAGGAGAGCAUUCAGCCCUUCCUUCCUUACACACAGGCCCAGACCCAGACGGACACUUGAGUUGCAGUCGCAGUCGCAGUUGCCCGAAGAGCAGUCCAGAGAAGCGGUUAAGUGGCGAAGCAGAGAAGCGGAGAAGCACAGAAACAGAAAAGGAGAACAGCUCGCAAGCAUGUCUGACGGCAUUGAAGUUGAACAAAUCGUCGAGAGCAAGCCCAGAAGGAUGCCUCUGGCCACUUCGCUGGACAAGGAGGCCAUACGCGAGGCCUAUGAGGACGUGCGCUCUGAUCUCACAGAUACCGAGUGGGCGGUCUUUAAGUUCGACGGCCCCCGCAUCAUUUGCCAUGGGCGUGGCCAGUGCUUCGAGGAGUUUCGCCAACAAUUCGGCGAUGAGGAGCGCGCCUUCGGCUACAUACGCAUACAAAUGGGCGAUGAGAUGUCCAAGCGCAAGAAAUUCAUCUUCCUGACGUGGAUUGGCCAGGAGGUGGGCGUCAUACAGCGUGCCAAAAUGUCCACAGACAAGGCCCUCAUCAAGGACGUGCUAAAUAACUUUGCCGUGGAGCUACAGGCGGGCGUCGACACCGAACUGGACAUCGAGCUGUUCCGUGAGGCGCUGAACCGUGCCGGUGGGGCCAACUAUGGCACAGGCAUUCGCGAGGAGAACUGAGCGGGACACCCUUUAAUUUUUUGCACACACAUUUUCAAUUGCUGACGACUUAAUUGCUGCUCCUUUUACUUAAUUUUAUAUCGAUUAUUUACUGUACAUUUAUAUAACUAAUAUGUAAUAAUAAAUAUUACACAUUAAACCCUAGA